AUCCAGCGCAGACGCCGGCGUCGUCCACGUUGCAUUACAACAACGUGCAUUGCCAGAAGAACAACCAAAAACAUGCGCGAUCUCCACGAUGCUACUUGCGCAACGAGCUUCGGUGCGCAUACCGUCUGCGCCGAUUUAUUAUAGCACGGAACCUGUUUCGCUGUCGCUGUCACAUUUGACGUGAAUUUGGUCUCGCCAGACCGAACCAGAAGGAAAAUUAUCUAAUCGAUCCGGAUUAUCCGUUCCGAUGGCUGGCUUCGAGGAAAACUUUCAACUUCUGCACACGGAACAACUGGACAGGUUCGUGGUGGCCAAACGAGACCUGCCCCGUGGGGAACAGAUCCUGCUGGAGGAACCGCUGGUGACCGGACCGUACUGGGACGCCGAUGUGAGCUGUCUGAGCUGCCUGCGGGAUUCGUGCUCGACUUGCAGCAAGUGUGGCAAGGCACCGCUCUGCUACGACUGCUCGGAACAUGACGCGACGGAGUGUGACUUUUUCCGCGAGUCGACCGCGCUGGACAAGCACUUUCUGUACAACCACUUUAACGUGAUCACUCCGGUGCGAUGUUUGCUGCUGUACCGGAAGAAUCGGGACUUGUUCGACGAGAUGAUGCGCAUGGAGUCGCACGUGGAGGAACGUCGCGGGUCGGAGAUUUGGCAGAUUCACGACAAGUACGUGGUGACGCCUUUGCUUGAGGCCGGGAUAUUGGACAGUUUGAACGAUGGAGAGCUUGAGGUGACUGGAGAGUUGAUUCAACGAAUUUGUGGCAUUUUGGAUGUCAACACGUUUGAAAUACGUGGCGAUGUGGACUCGAGUCAGAGUGGAAGCAAUCUGGCGCGGGGUUUGUACCCUAAAACGUCCCUGAUGGUGCACAACUGCGUUCCGAACACGCUGCUUUCGAUUGACGGAGUUGGUAACCUGAGGGUGUUCACGAGUGCGCCCGUGAGGAUGGGAGAAAUGCUGUUUAUCAAUUUCACCAGAAGUUUGUUUGGCACAUUUGAACGGCAAACCCACCUGAGACAGGGAAAAUACUUUACCUGCUACUGUCGACGUUGUAAGGAUCCUACCGAGCUCGGCACCCAUUUGAGUUCGAUCAAGUGUACGGAGUGUGACGAAGGGCUUUGCUCGUUCUACCCCAGCGAACCCCGAUGGGAGUGCAACAAGUGUCGCAAGUUGCUCAAACGAGAGUACGUUAAUGAAGUGAUGUGUGCGGCCCGGAGUGAAAUUAUGGAGUGUGCCCUCGAAGUGCGUGACCUGGAGCGGGUCAUCGGCAAACAUUCCCGCACGCUGAACCCGCACCACUCGCUGGUGCUGGAAGCGAAGCAAACGCUUGUCGGCGAACUCAAACACAGCUGUCUCGCCACGCUCGAUCCGGGCACCGUUCCGAAGCAGGUGCUGCGCCGCAAGUUCGAACUUUGCGAGGAGCUGCUGGAGGUGGUGCGCAUGCUGGAACCGGGCAUUUCCCGGCUCACCGGGAUUGCCAUGUACGAGUACCACGUGGCGCUGGUGGACCUUUCGCGGCGGAACUUUGACACCACGGAGAUCAAAUCGAGCGAGCUGUUGCAAAACCUGAUCCGCGCGGAAAAUGAGCUUAAACAAGCCAUCGGAAUGCUACUGUUUGAACAUCCGACCACGCCGGAGGGUCAGUUGACCAAACGAGCCAUGCAAGAGUUGAAGGAAUUGCGGGAGGAAAUAGCCGAGGUGCGGGCGAUGAUCGAGGAUGAAAAUCUUGACCGACAGAGUCAGUACCGCAAUCGGCGUGCCAACGGCAAUGGCAAUUCCAACAGCAGUAGCUACAAGAAGAAGUUCAGUAAAAGACGAUGAAGCUGAGAUGGGUGAGGCACGGGAUGGUGGAGGCGCAUUUGUUUUCUAAUCGUUUUUUUAUGUUUGUCUGUACGUAAGUGUUGUAAAGACAUGUUAGGUGUUAAGGUGCUGGUUA
This is a messenger RNA of Culex pipiens pallens (northern house mosquito), 1940 nucleotides long. RefSeq names its product SET domain-containing protein SmydA-8-like. Bases 248 to 1825 code for a protein of 525 amino acids. The record is from RefSeq and is a predicted model, not a curated record. The transcript is spliced from 7 exons. NCBI's taxonomy places the organism in Eukaryota, Metazoa, Arthropoda, Insecta, Diptera, Culicidae.